Dioszegia hungarica is the source of this 510-nucleotide messenger RNA. RefSeq lists its product as uncharacterized. The transcript is spliced from 5 exons. The record is from RefSeq and is a predicted model, not a curated record. NCBI's taxonomy places the organism in Eukaryota, Fungi, Basidiomycota, Tremellomycetes, Tremellales, Bulleribasidiaceae. Bases 1 to 510 code for a protein of 169 amino acids.
AUGUCUGACGAAAAGACCACCGCUGCCGCUCCUGCUGCUACCGCCGAGAAGCAGACUGAGGCCCCUGCUCCAGCUGCGGCCCCGGCCAAAGCUACCGAGGCGCCCAAGCAGGCCGAGGUCAAGGCCGACAACAAGUCCGCCGACGUCGGCGAAAAGCGCAAGGCCGAAGAUGCACCUGCUCCCGCUGGCGAAAAAGCCAAGGACGGCGAGAAGGAAGCGCCCACCGCCGAAAGCAAGGGUAAAGGCAAGAGCGAGGUGACCGAGGAAGAGGCGAAGGCUUUGGAGAAGGAAGAGGACCCGGAGGAGGACAACUUUGACAACCUCAUUAUCGAGGGACCACGAAAGAGAAGGAAGGUCAACUAUGCUUCGGCGGAAGCCAUCAAGGCUGCCGGAGUCUCGGCUGACGACGACGAUGAGGAUGACGAGGACGAGGAUGCCAACCCCGAGAGCCCGGAUGAGGAUGAUGAAGAGCCCAAGGAUGAUGACGAGGAUGAUGAGGAUGACGAGUAG